GGAGGACAAGCACUGUGAAAUAUUUUGGUUCUCUGUAGUGUUCUCUGGAUCUCAUAAAUGACACGCCAUGUGGGGCAGACAGCAUUUUUUUACCCUUGUUUCUUGUCUCUUGGCCUCACCGUCACCUGCUGCAGGUCAGAUCAGACUAGCUGGAUCUGGGUCCACUCGGUGCUCUGGAAGAGUUGAAAUCUAUCACAGUGGCUCCUGGGGAACAGUCUGUGAUGAUGACUGGGACUUAAAAGAUGCUGAAGUGGUCUGCAGACAGCUGCACUGCUGGACAGCAGUGAGUUUCCAUAAAUCAGCUCACUUUGGUGAAGGUACAGGACAAAUCUGGCUUGAUGAUGUGGCCUGUUCAGGAAGUGAGAGUUCUCUUACUGAGUGUCGACACAGUGGAUUUGGGACACAUAACUGUGGGCAUAAUGAGGAUGCUGGUGUCACAUGUUCAGGGGUCCCCCCCAAGCCAAGGAUCUCCAUAAAUAACAGUGAGGUCACCUGGGGUCAGAGUGCCAGCAUCUCUUGUUUAGUCCCAACUCAGGCAUCAGAUGGAACUUUCGUCCUCAAGAAGACGUCUGACUCAUUCAUGGAGACUAAAACCUCAAAUUCCAACUCUACUAUCUUCAGUAUCAACAAAGUGAACUUCAGUCAUGAAGGACAGUACUACUGCCAGUACGAGGAAAGCAUUCAGGGUUCAAAGUUCUCCUCCCCCUUUAGUAACUCUGUAGGACUCUUUGUUACUGUAAGCUUCCCCAAACCCCAUAUCUCCAUCAGUCCUGCUGGUGAGGUGACCUGGAGUCAGAACAUUGCAAUCACUUGUUCAAUCUCCACUCAGGUUUUGGGUGGAACGUUCAUUCUGAUGACAACAUCAGAUUCAUUCAACAGGACCCAAAAUUCAGCUACAAACUCUGCUACCUUCAAUAUUUCUUCUGUGAACUUUGAUGAUGAGGGAUCGUACCAGUGUCAGUAUCAGAAAAAGGGCUCAAGGCGGGACUUUAAUUCCCCGCUAAGUGACAGUGUCAUACUCAAUGUCACAGUGAGACUGCAGAGGCCCAGCAUCUCCUUGACGUCUCCUAAUGCAGGACUUGUCUGGGGUCCUGAAGGUGCCGAAAUCACCAGGGGUUACAGCUUUGUCCUCACCUGUUCCAUUAACUCCACAUUUUCCAGUGGACAUUUUAUUCUCAGCUUCUCUGGCUCCAACCUCACAGAGCCAGCAGUCAACAACUCAGCCUCAUUUAGUUUCCCUGUAGCUGAGUAUGAACGGCAGGGCAACUACAGCUGUGUGUAUGAGGUCACAGUGUCCACACGGACAUUCAGAUCUGAUGUAUUGGCACCGAUUAGUGUCAUCAUUAAAUUCAAUUUGAUGCCGCUGCUGUCCUCAGUAUCUGUUGGACUCCUGUUGCUGCUCCUGCUGUUGCUGUUAGUGGUAGGACUGACGUGCAGGAGAAGACAACGACGAGCCAAGAAGCCUGUAGCUCUCAUCCACAGUCAAAUGGCUGUCCGAGUCGGGAAUGCUUACAAGUAUGGAGAUGAAGAUGAUGAUGAGGAUGUUGAGGACUCUGUGAAUGUUGAUCUAUUGGACACUAAUGAAAAAAUCAAAGGAGGAGCUCCUGGGCUGGAUGAAGAUGAUGAUGAUUAUGAGGACCUAGUGAGUGAUGAUGAUCACGAUUAUGAGGAAGCAGGCCCAAAUGACAAAAAGUCCAAGGAGGCCUGUGUGAGUGUAGACUGUCACAGACAAGAUGAGGAAGAAACUAGUGAUGAAGAGGAAACUAGUGAUGAAGAAAACAACUAUGAGAAUGUGCAGCUGGUAUGUCAGCUACUGCUGGUCCCGCUGUGGCUGGUGCUGGAGCAGCAGUGGGAGCUAAGAGGGGUUAGUCCGUAUAAAGCGAAAAAGGGAGGGAUCAGUGGCCAGCGGGCAGGCAGGUAG
This is a messenger RNA of Pundamilia nyererei, 1921 nucleotides long. RefSeq lists its product as uncharacterized. Gene Ontology annotation, molecular function: serine-type endopeptidase activity. Gene Ontology annotation, biological process: zymogen activation. Lineage: Eukaryota; Metazoa; Chordata; Actinopteri; Cichliformes; Cichlidae. Gene Ontology annotation, cellular component: plasma membrane. The record is from RefSeq and is a predicted model, not a curated record. The transcript has 10 exons. Bases 68 to 1921 code for a protein of 617 amino acids.